Molecule: messenger RNA, 1392 nt
Organism: Penicillium longicatenatum
Lineage: Eukaryota; Fungi; Ascomycota; Eurotiomycetes; Eurotiales; Aspergillaceae
Exons: 3
Coding region: 1-1392 (463 amino acids)
Source: RefSeq, a predicted model, not a curated record
AUGGCUGCAGAAUGGUACUCAUUGGCAGAGGUGCUAGCUGUUGCUAAGUCACACCCUUUCUACAACCCGGACAUUUUAUAUCCCGCAAAUGCAGACAGUGUCCAAGCAAGUCGAAACUCUGUCAUUGGCCAUGAAACCGAACCAAAGCUUCAAGAGCAGCCAUUGCUGGAAAAGAAAACACUGUACAAAGUAAUUGCGCGGCUUACGCAUGAUAAAGAUCCGCGGAAUACUUAUCGACAUAGUUCGUAUAUGAGCAUCACUGGCGGUGGAUCUGGUGGAAUCCCAAUGUUCUUUGCGGUGGACGCGCAUGAGAAUCGUCAGCAAAGAGCUCAAAUGGGUAAAUUCCUCAGGGUAUCCGGUGUCAUCGAGCCUGGAGACGUGGUCUUAUCAGUUCAUACCGCAGGAGACUUCUAUAGGUCUCUCGAUCUCACAACAGAAACAAUGGAAAAUGCCGGAGCUACUGUCCUCAGCGCCGGUUGUUAUAUGCCGACUCCUGAAGUUGCAAAAGCUCUUGCAGACUACCAUGUCAAUGCUCUGACCGGGGAUGGUACCCAGGUCAUUAAUGUAAUUUUUGCUAUUUCGAUGAUGGUGCAAAGUGAUCGGGAUCGUAUCUGUCUUGAUAAGAUCAUUUAUACCUCGGAACCUCUGACCAGUCCGCAAAGAGACUUCGUGAAGACUGUGCUCGGAGAUAUCAAAAUCACAUCUAUCAUCGGUAGCUCUGAGGCAGGGCCUUGGGCAGUCAGCAACCCUGAUUUGACGGGGGAGCAGAGUCUCACCAGUGGAUGCGUUGACUUUGUUUUUGACACCCGUCACGUCUUGCUCGAAAUCCUUCCAUGUUCUGUUUUGGAUGGCGCAUCUUUGUCUGAUAAGACACCGCUUCCUUAUGGAGAGCGGGGUAUCAUUGUGCAGACCUCCCUUCAACGCCUACGUAAUCCACUAGUACGCUACAUCACUGGUGAUGUUGGGUCCCUUCAUCCACUCCCAGAGGGCGCCAAUGCUAGUGUUCCCCAUGCCGAUCGGGUGCAUCUGCGUGUUCUCCGAUUGCAGGGGCGUGAUCAGCGCUUCAGUUUUAAGUGGAAUGGGUGUUACUUUGAGUUUGAUAAGAUCGAGGCCGUCAUGCAGCAGGAUGAAUAUGGUAUUUUGCAAUGGCAAAUUGUUCUUGGCAAGCUAGAGACCUCGCCGCAAGCGACUUUGGAGAUUCGGCUAUUUCGUUGCCCCCCACGGGACGGUAUUCUCUCCAUGGAUGAGCUUAAGGAGCGCUUAGGAGCUUUCUUUGUUUUCUGCUCUCAAAAUGCCCACCUAUCCAGAAUUGUGUUUUUGAAUGACGUCGAUGGGUUUCAACGGAGCACUACUGCCGGAAAAGUCAUCAAGUUUCUGGACCAUUGGAAUUAG